AAUCAUACGAUGUUUAAAACAAAGCAGAAAGGCUGUAGCCAUCAAGCUAAUUGGAAAUCUCCUACAAAAUACUUUAAAAUUGUUCAAUAUGAAGACUUGUUAUUUGUAUACUCUGGGGAUUUUAAUGAUAUUUGGAACGUUAUAUGUAAUACAUGCACAAACAAUAACAUUUAGUAAACGCAUUAUAUCUGGCACACGGGCAGCAGUAAAUCAAUUUCCUUGGCAUGUGAUUUUAAAGAGAGACGAAUUUGAUGUUUUGCUGUGUGGUGGUUCACUAAUUUCCGAUAGUUGGGUUUUAACCGCCGCUCAUUGUUUUAAAAACAUCACCUCAGUUUUUUUGGUAUUUGGCACCAUAGACCUACGCAAUGAUGACAUUAAUAUGACCUCUACUGAAAUCUUUAUGCAUCCUCAAUACAAUGAAAUAAACUUUAACAAUGAUAUUGCACUUAUUCAGCUACCAGAAACAUUAAACUUUACCAGCAGCAUACAAGCCAUUAAAUUGGUAACUACUGCACUGGCUGCCACUGGUUUUAUAGGAGCUCAAGCCAUUGUUGCUGGAUUUGGUCAGCUAAACGAUGAAGAGGUGGCAUUUCCUGAUACCUUACAAUGGGCUCAGGUGGAAAUUGUCAAUACUUCUAAAUGUGCCGAAGUGUAUGGUGAAGACUUGGCUGCGGCUACAAAUAUUUGCGCCCGGGGUUAUAAUGAUACGAAUAUGUCAAUUUGUCAAGGUGAUUCGGGAGGUGCUUUGGUUUGGCUGAACGAUGCCGAUAGUUUUGUGCAAAUUGGCAUUAGUUCAUAUGUGGCUUUAAACCAGUGUACGCAAAAUUUUCCAGCCGGCUAUACUAGACUGUCUUCGUAUAUGGAUUUUAUUCAAAAUAUUACUGGCAUACAUUUUGAGGAUGCAAUGGAAAUUGCUUAA
Molecule: messenger RNA, 919 nt
Organism: Calliphora vicina (urban bluebottle blowfly)
Lineage: Eukaryota; Metazoa; Arthropoda; Insecta; Diptera; Calliphoridae
Product: brachyurin-like
Exons: 2
Coding region: 89-919 (276 amino acids)
Biological process (GO): proteolysis
Molecular function (GO): serine-type endopeptidase activity
Source: RefSeq, a predicted model, not a curated record